Molecule: messenger RNA, 414 nt
Organism: Penicillium verrucosum
Lineage: Eukaryota; Fungi; Ascomycota; Eurotiomycetes; Eurotiales; Aspergillaceae
Exons: 3
Coding region: 1-414 (137 amino acids)
Source: RefSeq, a predicted model, not a curated record
AUGGCUUCAGAUCAUUGGGCUGCGUGUGCGUGUGCGCGGAUUGAGCAAGAUUCGGCUGAGGGGGAGCGAAAAAGAAACCAGGAAGCUGUGAAUACGAAGGUUGAGGGUGGACAGCAGAGGGGUACUGCUUGGCAAGGAAGCAAGGAAGAGCAGGGACGGGGUGACAUGAGACAAAUUCCAAUCAAAAGCGAGACCGGUGAUAUAUGGCGUCAGACGAUCGAAACUAUUCCGAAGGACUCGCUCUACCGUAGCUGUAACAAAGGUGGAAGGUCAUUGGCGAAAUUCCCAGCCGAAUCGCCGCUGGGUGGCGUCUUCGUUGUCAAGGUUGCUGCGGGACAGGUCACUUGCGAAGGAAUCAAGAAGGCCGAUUCGAUUGGCCUUCGAAUUCCUGCUGCGCUAUUGCUGAAGCAAUAA